Loa loa (African eye worm) is the source of this 543-nucleotide messenger RNA. RefSeq lists its product as hypothetical. Gene Ontology annotation, molecular function: copper ion transmembrane transporter activity. The record is from RefSeq and is a predicted model, not a curated record. Lineage: Eukaryota; Metazoa; Nematoda; Chromadorea; Rhabditida; Onchocercidae. Gene Ontology annotation, biological process: copper ion transmembrane transport. The transcript has 3 exons. Gene Ontology annotation, cellular component: membrane. Bases 101 to 421 code for a protein of 106 amino acids.
GAGAAUUGGACUUGUAAUAGUGAUUGAUUCUUCGCUUAAUCAUUCCAUCAAAUCCUUUCUAAAUUCAGAACUUAUACUAGCCUGUGUCAUAACAGUUUUGAUGUGCUUUAUAAUGGAAAGUAUCCGAUGGUUUCGAGGUAUCCGACCACCGUAUAACGUUGAUUUGCAUACGGAACAGUCGUCUGUCGCAAACAUCAAAUUUGCUCCGCGUAUUACGAUGGCUAUGUGCACGGAUUCAAUCUUGCAUGCAAUCCAACUAACACUGAGUUAUGUCUUAAUGCUACUCUUUAUGACAUUCAAUGUAUGGAUUUGUGUAGCAACCGUUCUUGGUGAAGUGUUUGCCAGGCUCAUUUUUGCCGUUGCAUCUGCUGAUAAUCAAAUAAUGAAAGGAAAUCCGGCUGACAUGGGAUGUUGUAGCUGAUUCCAAGCGUUAUUUGAUUUUUGGCUGCAGUAGUUCUAUAAAGCUAAAAUCUGGAUCUUUCUUAAAAAGGGAAUAAGGCAAUUUUAUUAGCCUCUGUAUGUGGUAUUUUUAAUGUUACGAAC